This is a messenger RNA of Magnolia sinica, 652 nucleotides long. RefSeq names its product pectinesterase inhibitor-like. The record is from RefSeq and is a predicted model, not a curated record. Gene Ontology annotation, molecular function: enzyme inhibitor activity. The transcript has a single exon. Lineage: Eukaryota; Viridiplantae; Streptophyta; Magnoliopsida; Magnoliales; Magnoliaceae. The coding region runs from base 37 to 627 and encodes 196 amino acids.
CUGUCUCUUUCUCUCUCUCUCUCUCUCUCUCUAGCCAUGGAGCCAAGAACCAGUCUCCUUCUCUAUCUCUCAUCUCUCCUCCUCUUCCACUUCAUAGACGCCCAAUGUGUGGACGGCGACAUCAAACGGCGCAUGUUCCCUGCUGAGGUCCAACCAACAUCCUGCAACACCGACGUCAUAAUCCGAGAGAUAUGCGAACACACAAAAAACCCCGACGUCUGCAUCUCAUCCAUUAGCCCGUACCUGCCCAACAUUGGCGAUGUCGAUGCCACCACCAUCCUUGGCUUGCAGAUUAAGGCGUGCACUAACUACACCAAUGUUGCCAUAAGCGCCGUCGAGCAAAUGGUUAAAGACCCAAAAACGCCACCAUUGAUGAUGGGCUGCCUCAAGGUUUGUCGAGAGAGUUACGGUAAUGCGCUUAACGACCUUCAAUCUGCAGUGAAAGCGAUCGAAGCCCACGAUUCAGGCACGUUGAAUAGUAUGCUGAGCGCGGUGUUGACCGACAUUGGCACCUGUGAGGAUGCGUUCACUGAGCGGCCUGGGCUCAAGUCACCAAUGGCUAGCCAGGAUAACAUGCUUUCGAAGCUGGCUAGCAAUUGUCUUGCCAUUGCCGCGUUGAUCAAAUGAUCCUAUUCUCUCUCUCUCUCUCUCU